Messenger RNA from Pocillopora verrucosa, 3363 nucleotides. The record is from RefSeq and is a predicted model, not a curated record. NCBI's taxonomy places the organism in Eukaryota, Metazoa, Cnidaria, Anthozoa, Scleractinia, Pocilloporidae.
AUGGACUUUGCCGAAAAGGAGGGCUUGCUCGCAGUCCAUUUAGAGAUUGAAACCUUUCUCAAAUUUUUCUCUGUAUCUGAUGCACUAGAUGAAGUGGAGCUGUCAGUAAUUUCCGAAGAACAAGUGGUAACAGUGCCUACAGUGCCUGCCGCAGUUGCGAGGGGGCUAUCACCAGAACUUGACAUCAAUGCUUACGUAGAUAAGGAUCAGGUCGAGGGGAAAAUUCCUGCUGGUUUUGACCCAGAGGACGAGCAUGAGAAUAUUGAUGCUUCUACUCAACGAUCCCAACGUGAAAAGAUAGAGAAGAAUUUGGAUGAUAUUCUGCGUAAGGGUGAUUUCCAUGCGAUUGAUCAAAGAGUGACUCCAAAAACCCUGAAAUGGUGUAAAACUAACACCUUAAUCAAAUCUUUCCAGGUCAACAAAACACUGCGAGAUUUAGCGGAUGGUGCAAAUCCGGAGAAGUACGAUAUAAAAAAGCUUGAAAAAUCUAUUGACGAGUUCACAUCAGCCUUGAUAGAUCCCCUUAAAGCCGACGCCGAUACCAGAAAUACAUUUCAAAGUUGUUUUGAUGAUCUGAUGGACAAGGCAAUUGACACGAAUCGAAGCAGAAGAAGGUACUACACGAGUGAUAAAAAGUUCAUCUCUCACCCAGUGGUGUAUAACUUGCUCAACUCCAGAUGGUACCAAUCCUUUUUUCACGUAAGAAAAGAAUCAUGGCGGACACCUCAACGCUGGGGAUACUUUUUUCUCAACCUCUGGACAGUGUUUGACAUCGUCUUUUUUCCCUUUCUCUUUGCCAUUUUCUUCGUCGUGCAUUUGAUAAAACAGGCCUUGAGGAGGAAAAGAGAAACUGAAAUAUGUUUUGUUUUGUCGCUGGGCAAAGAUACCUCAGAAUUUAAUCUAAUUAAAAGGACGAUAAAGUACAUUGUUGGUGAAUAUGGCUGCCACUCUGCCAAAUACUGUGUUGUUUUACGUGGAGACCAUAAAAUUAUCAAUAUAGAGGGGUGGUCUACUGAGGCUGCACUUCGAACAUGGAUUGACGAGUUACAGCGGCCAAACUCUACCAGUUCACUCGAUAAAGAUCUUAAAGCCACCCAAAGUGCAUUCACAAACCAAACACAUAGGAAAGAAGCCAAAAAGGUGGUCGUGCUCUUUCUUAAUGACUCGAUACGCAAGGUUGAGGCUAACACCGAGACACUACCGCCCUUACUAAAGGAGAUAAAGGAGAUGAAAGUUAACAUCGUUCCCGUCGGUAUCGGGGCGUGCGCAAAAUUAUCAGAAUUAAAUGAGAUGGCAACUAAAGAUGGCACAGCACGUCACUUUGGAGAAUACGAGUCACACGAGACGUUGGGGACAGCUGUCUUACAAGGUAUCGAAGGAAAGAACAUCUAUGAGAAAUACAAGGAUUACUUUACGACUCCUUAUUUCAUCUUUUUCCGCGACACGCUGAGUUAUCUCAUCCUCCUCGUUCUUCACUUCGCCAUUUGCCUUUCCCCUUCAACUGUUGCCUUCAGUCGACUAGAAUGGGUCAUUUUAGGUUUCUUCCUGGGACGUGUUUUGGUGGAGGUGGAUCAGUUUAUUGGUGCCAAGCUGUGGAGGAGGAGUAGAGAUGGCUCCAGUUACCAAGUAGGUUCACAUGAGGGUCAACAAGAGACAAAUGAGGCAGAAGAAGACAAUAUAUUGCGGAAGAAGCUUAGUAAUUAUUUCAGUGACCGUUGGAAUGUGCUUGACUUCAUCAUUCUUGUUUUCUACCUGAUUACCUUCAUACUACGCAUAAUUACAUGGAGGAACUCCACGGACGUGUCAGACAACAGACUCUUGGCUGUGUCAGAGUGUUUCUAUGGAUUUAUCGCCAUGUUUCUCACACUGAGAACCUCUGGUCAAGUCAUAGAGGGCGUGCAGGGAAUGGGAGAAAUACAAAUCGCUUUGUUCUCUGUUAUCUGGAAUGUAAUGGCGAUAUUUUGGCAGUUUUUGGCCAUGAUUCUAGCAUUUUCUCUGGCUAUGACCAAGAUAUAUGUUGCUGAGAAGGCUUAUACCUUAGGAAAAUAUUCCGUGGAGGAUUUGACAUGCAGUGAUUCCGGGCUAAUUUGUUGGUGGAACAUGGCGACACACCUUGGUUGGUCUUUACUGGGUUUAGCUGACCUGGAUAGGUUGAACUCCGUCGACAAUCCAUCCGUUUAUCUUAUUCAUGUGCUGUACAGCUUCUUUUUAAUCAUGGCAGUCAUUCUUCUCGUAAACAUGAUGAUUGCGUUACUCUCCAACACCUAUCAGCAGGUUCAGGAUAAUUCGAUGCAGGAGUGGUCUUUCAAGAGAGCCAUUACUAUUAGGACUUACAGUACCUAUCAUCCGAUACCAGUGCCCUUCAACCUUUUGUCCGUCCCCCUGAUAGUACUCUGGAACCUCCGUCGGAAGUGUUCAUGUAAAACAUGGUGCGACACUCCUGCUUCGCCCGAGAGACGGAGAGCGGCUCUGGAUGAAGUGGUGAAGGAACUAGAAAAUAUGUACUUCGAGAAAUACGGUUAUGAAUUUCCCCUCACAGAGGGGAAAAAGAUGGAUCACUUGGUGCAUGAAAAUGAGGGAGGUCGAAAAUUGGCCAAUCAGAUAGUUCGGCAAGUAUUCCGACUGCGUGGAAACAAGGAGGAGAAACUUGCGUUUGGCCAAAGAGCGUGGUAUGAUUCGCCGGGAAUUGCUAUCGAUGGCUGUCUCCUAACUUACAUGGGACCUGAUUUCUGCGACACAUGCAAUAGAGGAAAGGCUAAGAAAAUUCACAGUGCCAAAUUCAAGUCUCCCUUCACACAAGAGACACCACGAUUUGAGGUACUUAUUCAGGAGACUGGAGAGAGGCGUAUUGUGGCUCUGGGUGCUGUGCCUCAGUCGUACGACUGUCACAGAAUGCCUGGCUGGGAUAGAGGAGCAGUCGGUUACCACAUAGACGAUGGUAAAAUAUUUGAAACUGGCUGCCACAAGCUGGGAAGAGAAGUCGAAGGAUCCAUGGCUUACCGCGGCGAUCUCAUCGCUUGUGAAGUUGAUUUUAGUGGAAACCUCGAGGGCAAAGUCUCUGUGUUAUUCUCCUUGAACGGUAGAGAAGUAGCGCGUUCUUCAUUGGAGUAUACAGAGGGAAAUGAACUAUUUCCCUUCGUUUCAUUGGGAUCUGAAGGCAUUACAGUGCUCACCAAGAUGUGCCAUCCCGACAGAGACCAUUUUAGUAGAAUAACAAAUGAAGACCUUCAGAAGGAAAUUGGAGAUCUGCGACGUGAUUUUCAGGAUCAACUUGACAAGCAAGGGAGGAUGUUAAAGUUAGCACUGCGUUUGAAGGAAGUAAAGGACAGAGGAAAACAAAGAAGAUUUUCAUCUCCUCAGUAG